This is a messenger RNA of Cornus florida, 1861 nucleotides long. Its product is annotated as receptor-like protein 53. The coding region runs from base 252 to 1523 and encodes 423 amino acids. The record is from RefSeq and is a predicted model, not a curated record. The transcript has a single exon. Gene Ontology annotation, molecular function: protein binding. Lineage: Eukaryota; Viridiplantae; Streptophyta; Magnoliopsida; Cornales; Cornaceae.
ACGCACGCACACAUUCUCUCUCCUCAAAUCCAGACAUAUACUAAAAUGACAGCAGAAAAAGGACACUGACAAUUUCCCGUGAAAGGAGUCACCAAAAGAUCUCUGAAUUCCGAACCAAUUUAGCAAACACCCCAAACCCAAAAGCCCUCUCUCUCUCUCUCUCUCUCUCACACACUCAAUCUAAAGAACAUAUUCACUUGUGCUCCUUCUAUCUCAUCAUCUUCAACCUCUUGUUACUGAAACUAUCAGAAAUGGGUAAUUCCCAUUUUUCUCUGUCUUUUUUAAUCCUGUUAAUUAUAACAGUUACUGAUUUGUUCUUUGAAGCACAUUCAACGACUUACUGGGAAGAUAUAGAGGCAUUGAAAGAGUUCAAGAACGGACUCGACGCCAACUCAGUGAGUCAAGGCUCGUGUUUGAGUUCUUGGGACUUCACCGUCGAUCCAUGCGACAACCUCUUCAGCGAAAAAUUCACUUGUGGGUUUCGCUGCGACGUCGUGUUCUUCAACACCAGCCGAGUCACCGAACUCGCUCUCGACCAGGCGGGUUACUCCGGCUCACUCACUUCCGCCUCCUGGAACCUUCCCUACCUACAAACUCUGGACCUCUCCAAUAAUUUCUUUUCUGGGUGGAUUCCCAACUCGCUCUCGAACCUGACUCGGCUUCAGCGACUCAGUCUCUCGCGCAACUCGCUAUCCGGGUCCAUACCCGAUUCAGUCGGGUCUUUCUAUAAUCUGGAAGAGCUUUACCUCGAUAACAACCAUUUACAAGGGACAAUCCCCUGGAGUCUCAACGGUCUGAAGAAUUUAAAAAGGCUCGAACUUCAAGGCAACGGACUCAGUGGUGAGUUUCCUGAUCUGGGUCAACUCAGUAACCUCUAUUUCUUGGACGCAAGUGACAAUGCCAUCUCCGGCGAGCUUCCGGCGACUCUCCCACCUUCCCUUGUUGAGCUCUCUAUGCGAGGCAACCAAUUGGCAGGGAAUAUUCCCGCGAAUAUCACGAGAUUGGUUUAUUUGCAAGUGAUGGACCUGAGUCACAACCAACUCAGUGGGUCAGUCCCGUGGUCUCUCUUCACUCACCCGUCUCUCCAACAGGUCACACUCGCCUACAACCGAUUCGGGUCGGUCCAAUGGCCGGGAAACUCGGGUCAGGAAAGCGGGCUCAUAGCCAUGGACCUCAGCAACAAUGAGAUCCGCGGGUUGUUACCCGGGUUCAUGGGUUCGAUGCCGAAACUCUCGGCAUUGUCAUUGGAGAACAACAAGUUGUCGGGUAUGAUUCCGACCCAGUACGCCCUGAAGUUAGCCGUACCGGGUAACGGGGUCUCCCCGUUUCAGAGGCUGUUGUUGGGUGGGAACUACUUGUUCGGACCCAUACCGCGUCCUCUAAUGGAGCUGAAACCCGGGUCGGUUAUGGUGCGGUUAGGGGACAACUGCUUGUACCGGUGUCCCUUAAGGUACUUCUUUUGUCAGGGUGGGGGACAGAAGUCCCUAAUGGAGUGUAAGAGCUUUGGUCCUGUGAUUCCUUGAAUAUUGUGACGUUGUCUAUAUCUCUCUCUCUCUAUAUAUAGAUAUAUAUAUAUAUAUUUUUUUCUCUUCCUAGAAUUUAGAUUUUCGCUCUCUAGAGUUGAGAUAUUCAUAUCUUUGUGUAUUGUGUAUUCUCGUUUUAUUAUUAUUAUUUUUUUAGUUAAAUUGUGAAAUAAGAUAGGUUGGUAAGAUGACGAUGUCUAUUAAGGAUGGUAGCAGUACUAUUUUGUUUGCCAAACUAUGUUAUAAGAGAGACUGUUAAAUCCACGCUCAUUUCUUGCGCGUGGUGGACGCUCAGUAAGAUAAUAGAUAUGCGAGAAAUUAUUUCACCACCGAAUAAA